AUGGUGACAAUCUGUACCUACAAUGCACGUGCACUUGAAUCCGAGUCCUCGGUAGAAGACUUGCUCAUGCAAACAAAAACGAUAAGGUACGACGUCAUCGCCCUGGUCGAGACGAGAAGACGCCAGCCUUUCAACGCCGUCUAUGACACCGGAGAAGUACUGUUCGUCGGAACAUGCGACAGUAGAGGAGCCGGAGGCGUCGGCGUUCUCGUUAACACGAGUUUGUCUAUGAACAUCGAUUCAUUCGAACAACUUACAACCCGAAUCGGACGUUUACGAUUAAGAAGACGUGGAUCAAUUCCGGCUUUGACAAUCUUCGUCGUUUACGCGCCAACAUCAAACUGUGGCGAAGAAGUCGAAGCGUUCUAUAUCAACUUGGAGAAGUUCUACAGGGAAGACCACACAUUCUUCUAG
This is a messenger RNA of Angiostrongylus costaricensis, 414 nucleotides long. Lineage: Eukaryota; Metazoa; Nematoda; Chromadorea; Rhabditida; Metastrongylidae. The record is from the annotation of a GenBank genome assembly.